Messenger RNA from Dipodomys ordii (Ord's kangaroo rat), 467 nucleotides. Its product is annotated as peptidyl-prolyl cis-trans isomerase A-like. The record is from RefSeq and is a predicted model, not a curated record. The transcript has a single exon. Gene Ontology annotation, biological process: protein peptidyl-prolyl isomerization. The annotation marks the transcript as partial. Gene Ontology annotation, molecular function: peptidyl-prolyl cis-trans isomerase activity. NCBI's taxonomy places the organism in Eukaryota, Metazoa, Chordata, Mammalia, Rodentia, Heteromyidae.
CUGUGUUCUUGGACAUUGCCACGGACCACAAGCCCUUGGGCUGCGUCUGCUUUGAGUUAUUUGUAGACAAAGUUCCAAAGGCAUCAGAAAACGUUCAUGCUCUGAGCACGGGAGAGAAAGGAUCUGGUUAUAAGGGAUCCUGCUCUCACAGGAUCAUCCCAGGCUUCGUGUGCCAGGGUGGUGACCUCACAUGCCCUAAGGGCACUGGUGGCAAGUUCAUCUCUGGAGAGAAAUUUGAGGAUGAGACUGUCAUCCUGAAGCAUACAGGUCCUGGCAUCUUGUCCAUGGCAAAUGCUGCACCAAACACACAUGGUUGCCUGUUUUUCAUCUGCACUGUCAAGCCUGAUUGGUUGGAUGGCAAGCAUGUGGUCUUUGGGAAGGUGAAAGAGUGUGUGGAAGUGUUAGAAGCCAUGCAGGGCUUUGGGUCCGGGAAUGGCAAGACCAUUACCAACUGCGGACAACUCUAA